Messenger RNA from Prorocentrum cordatum, 584 nucleotides. NCBI's taxonomy places the organism in Eukaryota, Dinophyceae, Prorocentrales, Prorocentraceae. The record is from the annotation of a GenBank genome assembly.
GCGGCAACGCGGCGGCGGGCGCGGCCGGGGGCGCCGCUGCCAAGCGGGGCAAGAAAGGCGAGAAGGACGACCUGAUGAAGUUGGUGACGGCCAUUGGGCGCUUGGUGUUGGCACAGGCUCGCGCGGUGGCCGACUUGGCGGCGGUGGUCUACGUGACCUUCAUGAUGCCCCUCUCGCGGGGGCUCCCCGCGGCCAUGCGGGCGGCAGGCAAGAAAUACGAGGAGGGCAGCAAGGCCAUGAAGGAGUCCGGCGCCUCGCAGGAGCACUUCAAGAAGCGAGGCCCUCCGCGCAUUCACGUGUUCCUGGCGGCCUUCCAGUGCGUGGCCAAGCAGGUGUGGGAGAACACGAUCGUUUCGAGCGAGAUGGAGACCAUCGCGGAAGCGGUGCUCUGCUUCAGGCUGAAGCCGCUCCGCAAGGAGGAGGGCGUGGAGCAGCAGCGCCUGGUCAUCACGAACUUCAACAAGGACACGAAGCUGGCACUGGCGCGCCGUCCAUACAUCAUGAAUGUGCUCCAGUACGAGGGCGCGACGGCAGUGCAUGGAUCAGCUCCCAGGGGCCCGCUCGAGCGCGAGAUUGCGAAGAUG